Molecule: messenger RNA, 943 nt
Organism: Trichobilharzia regenti
Lineage: Eukaryota; Metazoa; Platyhelminthes; Trematoda; Strigeidida; Schistosomatidae
Source: the annotation of a GenBank genome assembly
GUGUUCGUGACCUAUAUUGACCUUGUCUGGCGGGUGAAGUUAAAUUAAGUCCACGUCCGGAUGUUAGGGUAUAGCAAUUCGUCAGAUUUUCAAAAAAUUGGCCUAGGUCUUCUUGCAUUUGGGGUUGGUUUCCUUUGUCUCGGAGUACUAUUCUUUUUCGAUGCCGCACUAUUGGCAUUAGGUAAUGUUCUUUUCCUUGCUGGCAUAGGGUGUCUUAUUGGGUUACAGAAAGCAUGCACAUUUUUCUUCCGUCGGACAAGUUUGAAAGGAGCUGCUUUUUUCUUCGGGGGAAUAGCUGUCGUCCUGUUCGGCUUUCCCUUCAUCGGAAUGUUACUAGAAAUUUAUGGCAUGAUUAAUCUGUUUAGUAAAUUCAUUCCUGUGGCAAUCAAAUUCUUGUAUGGUGUUCCAGUGAUUGGUUGGAUAUUAUGGCUUCCGGGUAUUAAUGGUUUUGUUCGCAGACUUAGCCAAUCUAAUUCAAUGGUUUAAAAGUGAUUCCGAGAAGAUUAGAACCUUGACGCCUGUAAUUCGUCAAAUAUUUUUAAUGACUUCUGGACUUAGGGCUUUUUCUAUGUGUACAUUGUUGAUUUAAAGAUAUAUAUAUAUAUAUAUAUAUAUAUAUAUAUAUAAUGUAAAUGUAAAUAUCCGCAUUACUUGAACUAUUCGCCUCAAUUCAUUCACCUCCAUUCUUGCAUGAACUGACUACACACAAAAGAUAUUUUGUAUUUUACUUUAGUGUUCAGCAAAAAUGAAAUUAAACAAACAUCUGUCUGUGUAAAACACACCGUUCUCUUUUUUUUAAAAAAUUGUAUUGUUCAUUGUUCAAUAAUUUUUAUCUGAUAUGUAUUCAUUUAAAUAUCUUUUGUAUAACGUUUACAUGAGUUUGCUUUCCAUUUCAGUUUUUGAAACGAGUCGUAUAAUGAGAGAAUUGGUUGAGGACGUAGUU